Molecule: messenger RNA, 1915 nt
Organism: Amoebophrya sp. A25
Lineage: Eukaryota; Dinophyceae; Syndiniales; Amoebophryaceae
Source: the annotation of a GenBank genome assembly
UUUGAUCAGUCGUGUUGGCCGAAGAGAAUUUGAAUUUCUCAAGUUCAGUAACACAGGUAGAGGUGGAUGAUAAAUAUUGAUAUAGGAGAGAUUUUUGUGGAAUUGUCACUUCUCUCCUUCUACUCUCUCAUGAAUACUCUAUCCUGCGUUGCAUUCUACAGUUACGAUUGUUAGUUCAAAUCAAUUCUUCGCAGAGGUACUAGGACUAGGAGUAAGUCUUCUCAAUGAUCACUGAGUAUCUUGAUGAAGAUGGCGUCCGUCGGGUGGUAACACGAAAGGUUCUUGUUCCAGAUUGGCAUAAAAAACCUUGCUACGUGUGCAGAUCUUGAUGCUGCGGGAUUUUAGGCGGUCUCUGUUCCGACACGCACGACUCCGAGAUAAGAAGUGCUCGCUAUUACGUCAGAACCAGUUUCAGUGAAGAGCAAGAUGCGCUUACAGUAGUACAUCGUCUUUAUCUUCAUCAUCUGCCGGUUGCUUCAAGAACAUCAUCUCCGGCAUUUUCUGCGAGGCCAUUGGCCAUCGUCAUAAGAGACGACUGGUGGAGUUCGUGAUAGCAGUAAAUAACCAUGAUAAAAGUUUUCGGUGUCGGCCGCGGUGCGAAGAAGAAGGACGACGGAGGCACGGGGGAGGCAGCGUCAUCAGACGCGACAGCGGAUGGGAAAAAGCAGCCAGGGGAAAUCAGAAUACAAAAAGAAUUAGAUGAACUCGAUGUACCUCCACAAUGCAAGCUGCAGUUCCCAGACAAGAACAAUAUCAUGUCCUUCGUUCUCGAUUUACGACCUGACGAAGGUUUUUGGCGUUCCGCAACUUAUCGCUUCACUUUCACCAUAUCACCCCUUUACCCCCACGAGGCACCCAAGUUAAGACUGGUUUUUCACUAUCCCAUGUGGACUACGCUGAGUUGAGCCCUCCUUGUUUUAAAGGGGAAAUGCGGGAAAAAAAGGGAAACACACUGAAGCUGGAAUAGUGAAAAACUGGCGCUAACCAAGGUAAAAUGCGACACGAAAAUAUACCAUCCGAAUAUCGACCUUCAGGGAAACGUCUGUCUGAACAUUCUCCGCGAAGAGUGGAAGCCAGUGCUGUCGAUUUCGUCAGUGAUCUACUUAAGGCCUCGUCACCACAUUCAUAAUAUAAGAACUUUCUUAGAGGUACGGCAGUAGCAGCUGCGGGAAAGUCGGUGUCAUGUGGAGGCAAUCUGAUUGGUUGCUUGAUAAUGCGAAGCAUCUUUUUCUUUGACUUUGUCGUCGACGUGCUUUUGACUUCGAGGUGGAACAAAAAGGUCAAGUACUCAAGCACGUCUGACGAUGAACCAACAUGAGUAAUAAAAAGCGUCUAACCUGCGGCAUAUUACACCUCUUUAGCGAACCGAAUCCGAACGAUCCGUUGAACCACGAAGCGGCGAAAAUGUUGAGAGACGAUCGAUUUGAAUUCGAACGUGUUGUGGCGCGCUCUCUUCGCGGCUUCACCUUUCAGGGGGCACAGUUUCCAAGAUUGGUGUGAUAGGUGACCGCGUCGACCUCUAUGCGCUGACUCCAAAUACCAUCACAGUGAAACCAGGAUGUUUUCAAACAAUCAUGCGUAACAAGAAUACAACCCUUUGAUCCUGGUGCUCCAGUCUGAUUUUCCAGAAUUUCUGUGGAGAAAGUCAAAAAUAAUAUGGAGGUAGAGGUGCUGGCUGUUCGAUUUUAUAAUAUUUAUGAUGUUAUUCCUCUUCUUCUCUCUGCUAUGUUCUUUUGUGAUCUUGUGUGUUCCUAUGUAUAGGAGCAGAAUGAAUGAAAUAAUUUCAAUCCUUCCUUUUUCAGGUGAAGAUCUGCAAGUAAGAAAGCUCAUAUAUUAGAGGCAACAAAAAUCCCUCAUGCAUGUUCAUGUUGUCCCUGGAAGGACCAAAUAGCAAAAUGGAGCCCGUAACAAGACG